AUGGAUCAUUUAAUCAAUAAAAUUAUAGAAAAGGAAGGGUUCAUCCAAUACAAAAUUGAUAAGAAAUGCAUAUCAACAAACGGAGGGAACUACCUCGGAGAACUCUCCGAGAUCGAUGUUCAAGGAAAAACGAAAGAUGGCGACAAAGUUCUAAACAUCUUCGUGAAAAAAAUGAACACAGGCGACGAAAUGAAAAUUAUUUCAAUACCAAAUGCUUAUAUGACAGAAUUGUUCUUCUAUAAAGAACUUUCGAAGAUUUUUCAUGAACUGCAAGAAGAGGCUCGCGUACCCUUAAACAAGAAGUACUGGACUGUCAAAAGCUACGAUGAAAGUGAAAAAGAUUUGAUAUUAAUGGAUAAUUUAUCAAGAAAAGGUUUUAUAACACCAGAUAGGAUGGAUGUCGUCUCUUUACAGUUCGCUGAAAAGGCAAUCCAGGAGCUGGCUAAAUUCCAUGCGUUUUCAUUUAUUUUGAAAGAGAAGCGUCCAGAAUAUUUCGAAAAACGAAUUCGGACCAUGAAAUCUCCUUUCAAACCUGGCAAAGAUUGGGAUGGAUUUGUCCAAAAUAUUCUUAAAACAACGAUAAAAUUUGUCGAUGAAAAUUUGAAGGAAAGAGUAGAAAAUUAUUCCGUAAAUAUUGAAAAAAAGUAUCUAAACUAUUAUGAAGAUAAGAAAACUCAACGAUGUUUGGUUCAUGGCAUAGUUAACCGAGGCGACUCAUUCCGCCGGCGUCGCUCGCGGUCCGGGAGUCUGGCUCCGUCGUCGCCGGCCCAGUCAGCGCCUGAGUCACAGGAGCGGCGGCCGGUGGCGUGCCAUCGCGUUGCUAUGGUCGGCGCGCCAGGCGUUGGCAAGACUGCCUUAAUCAGCCAGUUUCAGACCAGCGAGUGUAUUAAUGCGUAUGAUAGGCAAAGAGGUAAGGAUGCGGACGGAUCAGAGCAGAAGGUUUCAAUAAUGCUUAAUGGAGAAGAAUCAGAAUUUCAUUUCCUAACUGGCUCCCCUGAGAAGAAGGAGGAGAUUGAGCGCGCCGAGCCUCCUGACGCGUUCGUGGUCAUCUACUCGGUGGUGGACAAAGCCUCCUUCCAGAAGUCGGAGCAGGAGCUGGCGCGGCUGCUGGACUGCGACAUGCUGAGGGCGCGCCCGGCGCUGCUCGUGGGGAACAAGAUCGACCUGGCCAGGAGUCGAGCUGUCUCCACACAAGACGGAAAAUGCCUCGCUUGUACCUACAAAGCGAAGUUCAUAGAAGUAUCAGUCGGGAUCAACCACAACGUCGACGAACUCCUAGUGGGGAUCCUGACUCAGAUCAGGCUAAAACGGCAGCAGUACUCCGCGGAAGGCGGCCGGGAAUCUUCCCCAGCCCACUGGUACAAAUCGCGAGGAGUAGUCCGAGCUAGUAUGAAAGCAAGACAGAUGUUCACCUGGAUUUUCGGAAAAGAAGACUCCAAGUUCAAAAACUGUGAGAAUUUGAACGUCCUGUGAGUGGAGAAUGACGGACCAGUGUUCGUCUAAUGACAUUGUACUUCUGAGUGCCAUGGACAGUGACAGUAUUGUGUGAGGUUAAGUAUUAGAUACGUAUUGUUUGUUUAUAAAUGUUAAAAUGAUGCUGCUGGUUGUGUUGGCUGGUGGAACAUAAAUAUUACCUGAAAAUGAGAAAGGGUGCAAUCGUGGAAGCGAGAGGUUGGAUGUUCCUUGUUUCGUCUAGUUUCCACAAUUGCAAUUACCUUAGACUCUGUUUAUGAGGUGGUGGUAGAUACCCUGGUUCGCUUUUGUUUAAAUAUUUCAAAGAAUAAUUUUUUUUUGGUUGCAUCAAAAACCAGUGAGAAACAUUAAAUUUUCAUGAAAAUAUACUAACGAAUUCCUUAUGUACACUGACCUACAUAGCGAAUGCCUCAUAUUCAAAGCCAUUUCGUCACACCAGAUGACAUAACCAGCAGUGUUGCCAACAAAAAAAAUAUAAUGCCAAAUGUAAAUUGGUAUACUAGUCGUUAUGUGCCAAUUUUGAGAGAAUUUAAUAAAAAUAGUUUAUUAAGUACGUUGUAAGCUAAAUAACACAUAAGUGAGACAUACAGUAUUUUCCAAAAUACUUAUAAAUAUAUCAUUAAAUUGACGUAUCAGCAAUAUUUAUAUAGUAAGUUGUGACGUAGGUACUGCUAAUGUUAUUGGACCAUUACAUACUUACAUUUAAAUAUAACGAAAAUAUUACAUGUAAUUUUAUAGGUUAUGAUAUAGUACCUAAAGAUACACCAAUAUAUACUUAUCAGUAUAAUUAAUCUAUGUAACUAUUAUUAUUAAUUGUUGGAUACGUAUUCCGUAAGUGGCCUGUCCCUUUAGCCAAGUGGCAUCUACAGUAAAAAAGAAAUGGUAAUGACAUUUAGUUUCGAUUAAUAACGUGACUUAGAACUGUCAUUUCCA
Trichoplusia ni (cabbage looper) is the source of this 2406-nucleotide messenger RNA. RefSeq lists its product as uncharacterized. The coding region runs from base 1 to 1473 and encodes 490 amino acids. NCBI's taxonomy places the organism in Eukaryota, Metazoa, Arthropoda, Insecta, Lepidoptera, Noctuidae. The record is from RefSeq and is a predicted model, not a curated record. Gene Ontology annotation, molecular function: GTPase activity; GTP binding; calcium channel regulator activity. Gene Ontology annotation, cellular component: plasma membrane. The transcript is spliced from 6 exons.